This is a messenger RNA of Neltuma alba, 980 nucleotides long. Its product is annotated as NAC domain-containing protein 90. Gene Ontology annotation, biological process: regulation of DNA-templated transcription. Lineage: Eukaryota; Viridiplantae; Streptophyta; Magnoliopsida; Fabales; Fabaceae. The transcript has 3 exons. The record is from RefSeq and is a predicted model, not a curated record. Bases 1 to 711 code for a protein of 236 amino acids. Gene Ontology annotation, molecular function: DNA binding.
AUGGAGGCGCCUUACCCUGGUUUUCGCUUCUACCCUACAGAAGAAGAGCUCGUCUCCUUCUACCUCCACAACAAGCUCGAAGGUCUCAGACCAGACAUGGACAGAGUCAUUCCUGUUGUUCAAAUCCACGACGUCGAACCUUGGAACCUCCCACAGCUUGCAGGAGAGAUGUGUCGUGGUGAUACAGAGCAGUGGUUCUUCUUCUCCCCGAGGCAGGAAAGAGAAGCCAGAGGAGGGAGGCCAACCAGAACCACUGCUUCAGGGUACUGGAAAGCCACCGGUUCUCCUGGUCACGUUUACUCUUCCGAUAACAGAGUGAUCGGCGUGAAGAAAACGAUGGUCUUUUACAGAGGAAAAGCUCCCACGGGAAGGAAAACCAAGUGGAAGAUGCAUGAAUAUAGAGCCAUUGAACCAUCCAGCUCUAACCAAUCCGCCGCCUCCAUUCCCACGUUGAGGCACGAAUUCAGCUUGUGCCGAGUUUACGUCAUAUCGGGGAGCUUCAGAGCAUUUGAUCGACGGCCAUUAGAGGCGGAGGGAGCUUCUGGUUCUGGCGGAAGAAGGGACGUCGAUAGAGCAGGCUCGUCGGACGACACUUCAAACUCAGGAGCAGACCAUGCAGAAGCGGGAGGAUCCAGCAGUGCAAAUCGGAAUGUCAAUGAUGAGACUGUACCGGAGCCUCUAUGGGAAUGGGAACAACUUAACUGGCUCUAAUAAUCAAAGCCCAGAAAAAAAAAAAAAAACUGGCUCUGAUAAUCAUGGAAACGGGAUCAACUUAAUUGGCUCUAAUUCAGUGCAGGACUCUAACCUUAGGCGAAGCUGAUGAUGGUUUCAAUGACGAAAUAGGUGUUUAAUUUGUAACACAGUACUGGUAUUUGAUUUAGUUUACAGAAGGUGCGAUUAGGAUUAUUUUUUUUUUAACGUGAAAGAUAUUUUACGCGAAUAUGUUUUUUGUAUUAAUUCAAUCCAUCUCAAGAUUAGUA